This is a messenger RNA of Hermetia illucens (black soldier fly), 1264 nucleotides long. RefSeq lists its product as uncharacterized. The record is from RefSeq and is a predicted model, not a curated record. Lineage: Eukaryota; Metazoa; Arthropoda; Insecta; Diptera; Stratiomyidae. Bases 75 to 1118 code for a protein of 347 amino acids. The transcript is spliced from 3 exons.
AAUUAGAUUUAAAUUUGUUUAAGUUCCAGCUGCUGACUGUCGUGUUGGUCAUCAGUCCCGCGUGCUCCACAACGAUGUGCACGAGAACAUUAGCAUUGUCUUUCUGUGUGGUGGUUGCUUCUCUCCUUGCGACUAGCUAUGGGGAAAUGUCCGCUUCGGAACUGGCGCAGGACAUCUACAUGGGAUGCCUAAGUGAGCUGUCAACGAGCUGUGUGAAGCCAAAAGCACUGGGGUGGAUUAGUCGGGUUGCAGAUCAAGAUACUAUUAAGAUUACCGAUGACUUGUCGAUCGUAAGGACCGGCGUGGACAAAUUGUCGGAAAAUCUUGGCCGGGAAAACAGCGACCCGAGGUUGGUGCUCGUAGACAAGCUUGACAGUUUCCUCGCUAGCCAUGCACUUCAGGUUAGACCGCCAACAUUCCUUCGAUCGAACGAAGCCCGAUCGAUGGUACCUGACUGGUUGUUGAAAGGAGGAUUAGCUGAAAAGAUGCUUGUUCCAUUAUCGGGUGCCAAUGGAUCUGAAGGCAGAGGGUUCGUACGAAAAGUAAUGAUACCGUUCCUGUUGGGAUUGAAAUUUAAAGUAACCGCAUUGGUACCGCUCGCACUUGCAUUAAUUGCUCUGAAAACAUGGAAGGCUAUGACAUUUGCUUUACUUUCACUGGUUCUAUCAGGAGCGCUUGUUAUCUUCAAGCUAGUGAAACCAAAUAUUGUUAAUUACGAAGUGGUCCCAUAUCCACCAGUUGAACAUAUCAUUGAUCACCACCAUUUAGGCCAUCACGUGGAUCAUUUGGGCUACCAUGCUGACCAUCACUAUGGGCAUCAUUUGGACCAUCACCUUGAUCAUCAUUUAGAGCACUUGGAACAUCCCUUGGAUCAUCAUUUGGAUCAUCACUUGGAACACCACUUGGAUCACCACUUGGAUCACCACUUAGUUGACCACCAUGUUGAACCACAUCUUGACCAUAUUGUGGAUCAUCACCAUGAGCAUAUUGAUGUGGAACAUGUAGAGCCAAUCCAUGUGGAAACUAUCACGGAAGCUGCUCCCCAAGGAUGGCAGCCUUCAGCAUGGCAACGACAAACGGAUGCACAAAACAUGGCUUAUGGUCCACCACAACAGUAGGGGUGACAGGAAAACAUGCGGAAAUCAGUUUUCAGAUCUUUUGUACGAAUUAUUUAAUUAUUUAUUAAAUUAUUUGCUGUGGUGUAUGUAAUUUGUGAUUACAUAACACUUUUUAGGUGCGAACAAAUAAAUUAUUCAUGUGAAAA